GAUUAUUUUCAAUUGUAAUUAACUGAAUUUACAUACAAUGCAAUUCGAUUAACAUCAGUCUUUAAUGCAUGACUACUGUCAGUCAAAAAUGUUCUGUCUUACCCUCCUGAUUGUAGUUUGUAUCAAUUUCACAUUCGGGAGCUAUUGCAACACAGAUGAAUGUCCAGGUUAUAGUGUAAUUAAUUCAUCAAGGGUGACUUAUGUCGACCACCAGAUCAUGGAAUUCAAAUGGGAAUGUCGGGAAAGGUAUAAGAAUCAGGUCCACAGCUAUGAAGUCCAUUGGUUGUCAUCUGAAAACUGUACAGACUGCAAUGGGAAAACUGAAGUCGUAAAUAAGACGGAGCUGAAAAUCAACAUCAGGCCUUGUAUAAACUACACGAUCGAAAUAUACCCGCUUGACAGUAUGAAACGACAGAUAAAAGCGCCUGGAAUAUUUUCACAAGUCUCCGCUAGCAAUGCUCUUAAAAAUGGUUCUGCUCUGAUUAUCGAUAAAAAUUGGGUUAUUUUAAGAUGGUUAGUGGAAAAGCAUUUUUGUGUCAAUAGCAGUUACAUCGCUGCAUGUCACGGGCCGAAUACGGUUUCCUUCGUUAUUGAGGAAACAUUGCAAGAUGUUGUGCUGGUUAAUAUUUCCGGUUUAAUGGAAAAAUCUAGCUAUGUUUGCGGAGCUUUUUCAAUAAACCCUGCUGGUUUAUCUGCUGGAACGAAUCCAAUAUUUCUUACAACUGAACAAAGCACUGUUGUCCUGAAAAUUGGUAAAGUGAAUACAUACAUUUAUACUGUCCUAUUGGGUAUUCUGGCUCUUCUUAUUAUGCUGAUGACAUUAAUUAUGUGCUUUUUAAAACAGCUCUUGCUAAUGUUGCCUUGGAGGGGGAGCUAUUCUGUCAAUGAUGUAAGAGAGAGUUAUGAAUUUUAAAGAGGAUAGGAUAAAAGGCGAUUGAAAUAUAUUUCAAAUUUGGUCAUUAUACCGAUCAUCUUGGUCUGCCUAUUCUUUAUUUGGCCCGACCGGCACAGCGAUAGGCAUACCAAAAUGAUCAGUAAAGACCAAAUUUCAGGUUCUUCACCUGGCAGACAACACGGAGAAAUUUAAUAAAAGUGCUCAAUAAAUACCAAGUAAAAAAGAAAUUUGUAAAGCA
Messenger RNA from Cimex lectularius (bed bug), 1133 nucleotides. RefSeq lists its product as uncharacterized. The record is from RefSeq and is a predicted model, not a curated record. NCBI's taxonomy places the organism in Eukaryota, Metazoa, Arthropoda, Insecta, Hemiptera, Cimicidae. The transcript has 6 exons. Gene Ontology annotation, molecular function: protein binding. The coding region runs from base 65 to 913 and encodes 282 amino acids.